AAACACCUUCCCGUAAUUAAGCUCAACCCUACCCUCCUUGCAGCUACUGACGACGUUCCCGCCCAUUGACGAGUCGGGGAGCUCGUGAUUUGUUCGUCGCCGGCCGGUUUUUUGACCCUGCCGCCGGCGCGCUUCCCGCAGAGGCUCAACGCGAAUACGUAUCGGAGAAAGAAGAACAAUAAAUCAAGCUGCAAGGAUAUGUCAACAAUCGGAAUUGGAAAUGAAGGGGACACGGCUGCAGUGGUUAAGCAUCGAUUCCUAGGGUUUCUAAUUUGGCAAUCGGUUCAAUCAACGCUAGUUUACUUUGUUUUUAAAUCCGUAUUAUUCUCCUUUCCCUUUGUUAGGACUAGGAACCCGCCAUUCGCUCCCUCUCUCAUCGUCGGUUUCUUCGCCUUUCUCACUUUCCACCUCUCUCUCCUCCUCUUCUCCACCUCCUUCUCUGCCGUGGCCUCGCCUCAGCCCCACAGCCCGGCCUCCCCCUCGGAUCUGGCUCUCGGCCUCGUCCGCCUCGUUUUCGUCUCCGGUGGCCAGUCCUUUCCCACUGAUUUCCGUCGUCGAGCGAGGAUUUCUCUCAGUUUGAUCCUCUUCGUCAUUGCUUGUGCUCUGUCCGGUUCUCUCUCGCUGCUUUCUGUGUGCUGGAGCUGUUUUGAUGCUGGAGGGUCCCCGCCGCGGAAAUACGUCUUGGCAACACUCGGGUUUAGAGGGCUCACUGUUGGGCUCUUUUACGGGCUUUAUUACGUCUACAAGCAGCGAUGGGGUUUGCAGUUCCCUAUUGUUCAGCGUCCUGCUUUUUUCAGCUUCAAGAUGGGUCUCCCUUUGGCUACUCAACAGGCUUUAAAGCUUUCUAUGGCAGCUUACCUCCUCUCAGCUGUGUUGGCAGUAUUUCUUCAUUAUGAGUUAAAGGGUCAGGUUACAAUGGGAAAAUUAAUUGCUCAGCAAAUCAAUUUUUACAUGGGAGUGUUUGUGGUUUACCUCUGCUGGGAAUUAAACCAUCACUUACAUCAGGUGCUGCAUACAAAAAGGUUUACAUUUGCACCACCAAAAGGAUCAGCAGCAGCGGAAACAAAUCCAAGUGAACCUCUUCUUGCAGCGCUGGAGCAGAGCAGACCCAAAUCCCUUGUCCAGUAUCUUGCAUAUCUUGAUCUCUGCAUGGUUUGUGAGAGGAAUGUUGAUAUGUGGCGCCGAAGUGCCUUUUUUGAAGAAACUGGCGAGACUUACAAAAGGGUUAUGGCUGUAUGUUUGAGGCCUCUGGAACAGUUUGCCUCAAAGCUGGGAGAAAGUUUAGAUAGUAGUUCAGUUGACAAGCCAUUUCAAUUAAGUCAUCAGUUAUGGUCACCUGCUGACUCAAGACUAGACUCAAGGCUUCUUGAAAUAUUUUAUGAUUUCCAGCUAUGUGCAUGGUGUGCCCAGACCGUUAGCUCAUUGACUGUACAUUCUCACAAGGAGGACCGGUUUGGAGUUGCUCAACUAUCAGGCAGCAAUAGUGCAGUGACGUCAACGCUGUUAUCUUGCUUAAUUGCAGUCGAAACAUUCAUGGGGAAGAAAACCACUGUGCAAUCUCCGAAUUAUCUCAUGGGGCCAGCUAACAUUAAAUGGGCCACGCUGAGCGCGGGAAGAAGAGAAUCUGCUAUGGUUGUCUCAGCCAGAAGGAGAGCGAGUCCCCUUUACUCAAAAGCAUAUGCUAUGGCCGACGUUCUGAGGACGUCAAUUUACUGCAUUGUGUCUGAGUUUCAUGAUGAGAUGCUGAACAGUGCCAAAGCCGGACUUCUUGAGAAAGAAUGGAUCAUCAGUAGCAAGCCUCUUUAUGGAGCCCCUGAGCUCCUCCUGCAGAAAUUACGCCUUUUCCUGGAUUUUCAAGCUUAGCCAGUAGCUUUGUUUUUUUAAGGGCCUUUAUUUUUCUUUACUUGUUAAUUUACGGGAGAGAACCCCCUAUUUUGAGGGAGGCAAUUCUACUAAAAAAUCCAGAAUAGUGAUGUGCCGGAGGGUUCUUUUUCUUCUUUUUUUUUUCACCCCAAAUUCCUAUGUCGGACAAUUUUUUUUUA
This is a messenger RNA of Diospyros lotus (date-plum), 2042 nucleotides long. RefSeq lists its product as uncharacterized. Gene Ontology annotation, molecular function: protein-macromolecule adaptor activity. Gene Ontology annotation, biological process: nuclear pore organization. NCBI's taxonomy places the organism in Eukaryota, Viridiplantae, Streptophyta, Magnoliopsida, Ericales, Ebenaceae. The record is from RefSeq and is a predicted model, not a curated record. The coding region runs from base 199 to 1863 and encodes 554 amino acids. Gene Ontology annotation, cellular component: nuclear pore transmembrane ring. The transcript has 4 exons.